Messenger RNA from Dioszegia hungarica, 2124 nucleotides. RefSeq lists its product as uncharacterized. Gene Ontology annotation, molecular function: protein-folding chaperone binding. The transcript is spliced from 2 exons. The record is from RefSeq and is a predicted model, not a curated record. Lineage: Eukaryota; Fungi; Basidiomycota; Tremellomycetes; Tremellales; Bulleribasidiaceae. The coding region runs from base 1 to 2124 and encodes 707 amino acids.
AUGUCAUACUACAACAUCCAACCCCACCACAUCUUUGGCCACCGCGCCACCCGAUCCCCCUCACCAUCCCCUUACACUCCUCUCGACCACCCCACCCCGCACCACCAUCGCGCCACCCCUACCUCGUCUCCAUUCGCUGGGAUGGGCUACGACCUUGACGAGGAGGAGCGCGCCACCCUCGCUCACCUUCGGCACCUCCAGCAGCGGCGCGAGGCUCAGCAGGCGUCCAUCCAGCGCGAGGCGGCUAUCCGGCUUCGAGCACAGGAGGAGCGGGAGGCGGCGAUCCGUCGUGCUGUCGCCGAGAAGAGGCGGGAGCUGGCUAUUGCGAAGGCUAUCGAACAGCAGAGGGAGCAGGCGAUCGCGGAGGCGGUAGCUAGGGAGAAGGAGCGCAUUCGGGCGGCCAUCAUCGAGGAGCACCACCGUCGUCAGCAGGAGGAGGAGGAUCGCCACCGCCAGCUCGUCGCCCAGCACCGGGAACGCCUCGUCCAGCACCGGCAGCAACAGCAGCGCGCCGCCCAGAUCGCCGCUAUCAACCAGGCUCGUCAGCAGCAGAUCGACCAGGCUAUCGCUAGCAAGGUCGAGUGUGCCAAGCGGUGCGCAGGUCGGUACGCCCAGCGCGCGGGUCAGCACGCCGUCAAGGAGGUCAAGAAGGAGUACAAGGAGGAGUACGAGGCGAUCAACAACUUGCUCGCUGGUCUCUUUGGGAUCAGCCUCGCCGAUGUAGAGGAGAAGAAGGAGGUGGCGACUGAGCCCAAGUCCACUCCCACUCCCACCCCUGCCCCGGCGCCUGCAGGUACCCAGACACCGGCUCCUGCGGCCACCCCCGCCCCUUCCACUGCGCCCGAGCAGACCGGCAAUGCCUUCCCGGAGCACGUCAACGAACUCCUCUCCCACGUCCUCGGUCUUCGCGUCGAACCUACCACUGAACCGUCACCCAAGCUCACCUCGGUCCCUUCCACCGGUAACGCAGUUCCUCAAGGCCUGAACGAGUUCCUCUCUCGCUUCGGUCUCGUCUUCGAGCCUGAGUCUCUCGACUCCGAGAAGGAAGCUCAGGCUGCACCCACCGCCCCCGCCCCCGCGCCCUUUACCGCCGCCGAGCCCAAGAAGGUCGAGGUCGCUCCCACUUCCGUCGCGGAUCCUCCUGAGCCCACUCUCCCCUCCCUCGUCCUCCCCUCUACCUCGGCUCCCGCCGUCGCAUCAUCCUCGCAGCCCCAGGCUCGUCCCUCUACCGACGAGCAUCCGCUCACCACCUUCCUGAACGGUAUGGCAGACAUGCCGCCCUUCGUCCGCGACAUCCUCGGUAACGUCGAGAUGGCUUUCAAGGAGGAGCAGCACCGGUCUGAGCAGGGUCAGAAGGAGGAGGCGGUGAACUGCAAGGGCAAGGCUGUCGCUGAGGGGGAGAAGAAGGCACCUGCUGUCGUCACCGCCCCUGUCGUCGCUCCGGUCCCGGUCGAGUCUACUCCAUCUCCGACUCCGGCUCCUGUCCCUACCACGACCGCCGCUCCCGAGGUCGACAACACUGCCUCUGCCCUCUCCACCCUAUCUACCAUCUCCUCGGACCUCUCGCUCGUACGCGACUCGUUCGACUUCCCCUCCACCCUCUCAUUCGCCUCUCCCUCAUCUACCGACCCCUCCCCACCCGCGCUCCUCUUCAACAAGGCCAACUCGGGGUACCACGCCCAGACCCACAAGCUCCUCCAGCUCCUCUUAGCCGCGGACGCCAUCAACUCGCAGGGCAAUAAGGAGGUCCGCCGGCGCCGCAAGGAGGUUGUCAGGGAGGUCGAGCGCGAGAUCGAGGGGUUGGAGAAGCGCAGGGAUGAGGUGUGGGAGGAGGUGAAGGCGGCGAGGGAGCGCGGGGAGACCGAGCACCUCGAGCACCACUCUGCCUCGUCUUCGUCGUGCGGAAGUAGCGUGGCGGAUCCCAGCGAGGUACGGGAGCACGAGGAGGAGGUCAAGGGGUUCGAGGUUCCCGCCGAGUCCACACCCACCGUCCCUGAGCCGGAACCCACUUCUGCCCCCGUCGACACCGCUUCAGUACCCGCCCCUAACUCGGAAGUCGAGGAGAAGAAGGUGGAUCCCAGGGCGGCCAGGGUGGACAAGGAGGAUGAGUUUGAGCUGGUAUAG